This is a messenger RNA of Daldinia caldariorum, 3469 nucleotides long. RefSeq lists its product as uncharacterized. The coding region runs from base 194 to 3124 and encodes 976 amino acids. NCBI's taxonomy places the organism in Eukaryota, Fungi, Ascomycota, Sordariomycetes, Xylariales, Hypoxylaceae. Gene Ontology annotation, biological process: chromatin remodeling. The transcript has 5 exons. The record is from RefSeq and is a predicted model, not a curated record. Gene Ontology annotation, molecular function: chromatin binding; protein binding. Gene Ontology annotation, cellular component: RSC-type complex.
GUACCUCUAACACCAACAAACCGCGGACCGCCUCGAAACCAGCAUUUGUUCCUAUACCCGCGAACUUGCAGCCUGGCCACCAUUGUUUACUUUGGCCUUUAGCGGCCAACCUAUAAAACUCUAAUUGAGGCUAUACUAUCCAAUUUUAAACUGAAUAAUUUCUUUUUUUGUUUGGCUUCUAAGCUCUUCCGCAAUGGCUGACGAAGCCGAGAAGCCAGCCGAGAGCGCGGUCAAGGUUCGCGAGUCCAUCGAAGCUAAAGCAAUUACCGAUACCAAUACCGACAAUGCCCCUCAAGAUUCGGACUCAAAUAAGGUCGCCACUAACUCUGGCGAUGCUGGCGAUGCUGCUGGCAAAAACGGAGAGGAUUCUCGGGGAGGCUCGAGUAUCAACGCUGCUGCAGACGCGAGCGCAGACGCAGACGCGGAUGCGGAUGCGGAUGGCGACGCGGAUGCUGACGGCGAGCCUGAAGAGGGUCGCACACCGAGUCGUCUCGAUCACGACAUGCUAAUAGUCAUUGAAAAUACGGCAAACUAUCUCUCUACUUAUAGAGAUGCCGACGGUUACCAUGUUGCCUCACACUUCCAGCGCAUUCCGAACCGACGACUCAUCCCAGAAUACUACGAAGUUAUAAAAGAGCCAAUCGCUUUCAGUACAAUCCGAACCAAAAAGCUUAAAAAGCAAUACACCGCCUUCUCCGAAUUCGUCAGGGAUGUCGCUCUCAUCUCCCAUAAUGCUAUGGUUUAUAACCGACCUUCCUCGGAAUUCUUUCAGGACGCUGCUCGUUUACGGGAGAUCUUUAAGGAAGAACUCCAAAAGCUAGUCAACGAGGGAACCAUAAAGCCUGAGGAUGCGGUACUCCCCGACUUAGGAGAGAUUCCCGAGGCAGAAGACUCCCCUCCUCCGGAUGCAGAAGACGAAGAGGCAGAAGAGGAGGAUGAAGAAGACGAAGAAGAUGACGAUGACGACGAUUCGGACGAUGAGGGUGGACGGCGGCGAGGGCGGCGAGGUCGUCACUCAACUUCAGGACGAAAAACUGAUACGAGAGAUGAUGAUUCCCACAAGAAGCGAGGCCGUCCUCCCAAGGUUUUCACCCCACUGGAAGCCCGCAUCCAUGCGCUGCUGAAAGGCCUCCGAAAGCCGAAACAUCCUGAUGGCGAUCUGCUAAUCAUCCCGUUCGAAAGGCUUCCAGAUAAGCAGGCGACUCCCGAUUACUUCGCUGCCAUAAAGAAUCCUAUAGCAAUGGAUCUAAUCAAACGUAAGGCCAAGAGGAAGAAGUAUCAGAACGUGGACCAAGUACUAAAGGACCUCGAUUUGAUGUUCGAAAACGCGAAACUAUACAAUGAAGAGGGCAGUCAGAUUUAUAAAGAUGCGGUCGAGUUGCAGCGACAAGCCCAUAUACUUGCUGAGCAGGAGAAGGCCAAGCCCGACAGCGAAUUCGAGGGUGAGGACGGUAGACGACCCCUACCGGAAAUUGUCCAUAAAGGGGAGGUUUGGAAAGUUGGCGACUGGGUUCAUAUCACCAACCCGAACGAUCUGACAAAGCCUAUCGUGGCGCAGAUCUACCGAACCUGGGAAGACAAGUCGGGACAGAAGUGGGUAAAUGCUUGCUGGUACUACCGCCCUGAGCAGACAGUCCAUCGGUUCGAGAAGCAUUUUCUCGAAAAUGAAGUGGUCAAGACAGGCCAGUAUCGUGACCAUCGCAUCGACGAAGUUGUGGAUCGGUGCUUUGUUAUGUUCGUAACUCGCUACAACAGAGGUAGACCUCGAGGAUUCCCUAAGAACAAAGAUGUUUAUGUAUGCGAAGCGCGAUAUAACGAGGAGAAGCAUAAGCUCAACAAGAUCAAGACUUGGGCAAGCUGUUUGCCUGACGAAGUCCGGGACAAGGACUACGAGAUGGAUCUGUUCGAGGCGCCCCGCAAGCUGAAGAAGGUUAUCAGUCCCAUUAAACAUCUUCUUCAAGACGAUGCGAAACCUACAGAUCCCUUACCCAAGCCGACUUGGGGAGCACCCAAUGCGCCUCCUUUGAUAGGGGCCGUGCAUUGUCGUGCGAGAGAGCCCAAUGAAUCUCCACCCCCAGAACCAACGCCAUCCCCGCCUCCGCCGCUCCCCAUCAUGGAUUCAGUCCGUCGUCCUUCAAUGAUGGCAGCCCGCCCAAUUGACGGUCAGGGUGAUAUUGUUAUGGGUAAUACUCAUACUCCUCAUUUUUCCACCAUUCCAACUCCUUCCACACCGACGCCUGGACAUGUCGGUGCCUAUGUGCCACCUAACCCGUUCGCGCCGCGUCCUAGUCCAACUCCGGUUCCUGUACCACAAUAUGGCAAUCAUGCUGGCCCCCCCCAUCCCGGCUUUCCGGUUCAGGGUAUUCAAGGUCCUCCCCACGGCGCUCACGGUCACACCACACCACAGAUGACUCCGCAGAUGACUCCGGUACCACAUUUCCAACCGCACCAACCUCCUCACCCACCUACUCCUUACAACGGAUAUGCGCCUCAAUAUAGCGCUUCUCCGGUCCCUGUACCCCAUCAGCCUCACCACCCGCCUCCUCACCCAAUAAAUCCUCCAAUGCCUCCCUAUGACCCGUCGCAUCGUAUUGCGCCUACCCCUUCGAGAGCUUCUAUGGCCCCGGUGCCUAGUCCUGGCCCACACGGGCAAGCUAAUGUCUACAAUCCUCCCCGUCCGGUCGAAGUUUACCGAUUAGACGACGCAUUAAAUGACAAGAUUCCCGAAGAGGUUCGACAACAAUUUCAACGCGAUGAAGCUGGUCACGUGUUAUUCUUCACCCAACCGCCUCUGGACCGCCCGCACCGCGGUGUUUCCAGCGAGAGCGCUGGUCUUGGCCAUAGCGUCCGCUAUCUUGCCGACCGCUCUCGCGAAAUCCAGGAUCGGCGCACGAAGCGAAAGGCGAGAAAUGAAUUACGCCAGGCGGAAGAGAAGAAGCGGCAAGAGACUGCGAGACUCGACACCGAAAAGGAAACGAAGGAGAUAAUCGACCAGGCCUGCGGUGCCUUGGCCGACUGGGUCGGCUCUAUGAGUAAAGAAACCGAGAAACUAAUGCAAGUCUACGACGGUUGGAGCUGUCGCGAUGAAGAUAUCGAUAAGGUUGCCGGAACCAUAUCAGGAUAGAAUUCCGCCACGGAUUUCGGGCAAGGUAAUGAGCAGGGCGAUCGAUGAAUUUGCCCGAUAAGAUGUAAUUUCAUAAGGGUUAGGUACCUACCACCUACCUUACCUAUGGUAACCUAUGUUUCUUCGGGCUUGUUUAGUAUACCUAUUUCUACGGCGUUUAGGUAUUGAGGAGAGGGGAUAAAGGGUUACACUUUCAAGGAGUCAAAAGAUACCACCAACUUCUCUGGUUAUAAGGGCACUGGUAAAGUGAUUUAUUAUUUCAAGGAAGAUAAUAAAUAAAUAUGGUUAGAUUAGUGUCAGUAUUGGUAGGCCCUGAGGCAGUUAAUAUACAUGAUUUAUGAUAAA